Messenger RNA from Hirsutella rhossiliensis, 1053 nucleotides. RefSeq names its product GLEYA domain-containing protein. The record is from RefSeq and is a predicted model, not a curated record. Lineage: Eukaryota; Fungi; Ascomycota; Sordariomycetes; Hypocreales; Ophiocordycipitaceae. Bases 1 to 1053 code for a protein of 350 amino acids. The transcript has a single exon.
AUGAAGUUCAGCAUUGCUGCAGUCGCCCUCCUCGUGGGUAACGGCCUCGCCGUCACCCAAGAGGAGCAGGCCGUCGCCAACAAGCAGGCCGUUGGCGUCCAGGAGACUCCCGAGAUCAACGAAGUUCACGAUAUCCAGGCGGCUGAUGACGAAAAGCUUCGCCGCCCUGAGGGGUACGGUGACUACAGUUACUGGAACGGCUACGGUGACAGUUACUGGAACGGCCAAGGCCAAGGGGACAAGCACGGCCCCACGGGCUGCAAGGAUGAAGUCCGCCGUGUCAAGGCCACCCUCGAGGCCCUCCUCCGGCAGGUCGACAGGAUCCGCUGCGAGAGCUGCCCCAAGCCCAAGCCGACGAGCCGCUACACGCACCGCCCGACGCCGACCAAGAAGGCCUGUGCCACUCCCACUUGCGGCAAGCACGGUGUCAAGUUCAACCGCUACUCGAACCCCUUCUCCAAGGACUUUAGCAGCAGCUACAAGUCGUUCGACCUCGGUUACUUCCUAAAGCAGAAGCCUCUCGAGUCUGGUAUCGUCACCGACAUUUCCCUGACCUCUGACGCGAAUAACAAGACGUAUGCCAACGCCGCCAUGGAGUACCGAACCUUCCUCUUCGCCUGCCAGAGCGGCAAGUACAAGUUUACCUCGCCCAAGUCUGACGACAUCACCCUCAUGUGGUUCGGUGACGACCACGUCAAGUACUCGACCCGCGAUAACGCCGACAUCUGCCAGUCCUGGUAUGGCGAGAACAAGCCCCAGACCGUCUACAAGAACAUCAAGGCCGGGAAGUACUACCCGAUCCGCGUUCUCUGGGGCAACACCAACGGCGCCGGCUACCUGAACCUCGACAUCUACGCUCCCAACGGCCAGAAGCUCAGCGGCAAGAACAGCAAGGGCAAGAGCUACGUCGUCACUGAGAACUGCCAGGGCAACAACCCCUACGGUGACAAGGCCAAGACUGCUUCCGCCCACCACUCCAAGCCCACCCACGGCUCCAAGCCCAAGACUCCCAGCCCCAAGGACGAUGACUACUCUGCUCCCGGCGGCUACUAA